Messenger RNA from Lottia gigantea (owl limpet), 693 nucleotides. RefSeq lists its product as hypothetical. The record is from RefSeq and is a predicted model, not a curated record. The coding region runs from base 1 to 693 and encodes 230 amino acids. NCBI's taxonomy places the organism in Eukaryota, Metazoa, Mollusca, Gastropoda, Lottiidae. The transcript is spliced from 5 exons.
AUGGACUUCCGAGAAUAUUUAUUGAAGAAUGGAUGGUUUAGAUCUACUGAUCCUCCACCAACAACCAAGGGGCUUGGAGAGGUUGUUGCUGCUUCUAAAAGCAAUUUGGACAAAUGUCUAGAUGAUUUAAGUAGUAAUAAUUUGGCGCCAGUCUAUGGAAUUAAAACAAAUGCAGAUGAACAAUAUAAAUGCGUCGAAAAAAUAUUGACUAAGAUGUCGACAAAGAAACCAGUUCCACAACCAAAUAAAGGAUCAGUAGAUAUGAAAAAAUUAUCAAAGAAAACGAGACGACAUGAAGCUUAUAACAGCAACCUUAUCCAACACGGGUGGUCAGUAGUUAACAAAAGCAAGUCUAAGAUCACAGUAGUCAAAUUUCCCGAAUCCACACAAAUGGACGGCAUUUUAACAGCAUCAAAUCGUGAAUGCGAGAACAAAUGCGAGGUUCAAAGUAAAAACAAGACUUUUAAUAAAGUCACGUCAUUGGAAAAGAGAGUCAAGGAAACAACAACGGGGAUUGAAAGUGAAGCUGAAGCUUAUGUUAAUGUAGCCGGUGCUUCUCAUAAAAAGAAAGCUUUAUUAGGAAGAUUCGUACGAAGAUCAAGUAAAUUAAUGGGAAGAUUUUUCACAUGCGGAAAGAGGGAAGAAUAUGGGUGUAAAUUUGUAAUCAAAUUGUAUAAUAGUGAUGAAUUAUGA